AGCAGCGUUCCCCAUCCCCACGACUUCUACUUUUAGACCACGUGGCUGGACAGAGUCAUUACUGAAUUCCUGUUCCAAGCGUCCUUCCCGAGCAGGUAACGUGCUGGCUGAGCUUCUCGGCAGGGUUUCCUUUGGUUUCAAUAAAUAACUGUAACCUGCAUCCAUUGAACUCGUGGCUGCAGAUACCUUUGGGAGGAAGAUGAGUGACUGACAUUUUAUGCAGGCAUCAAACAGGAAAAUAAUUCAGAAGCAGAGUUCCAAGCCUUUUUGGAAUGUUUCGGACUUGGUUACUGCACUGCUGGGUUCAGAGAUGGACUCAGAAGAAAGUACAACCAACAGAAGUGAACAAAAAUCAAGGAAGAUUUUAAGAAGUCUAAUAAGGAAGCAGCCUUGGGACCUUCUUUUGGUAAUUGGAACCGGAGUGAGUGCUGCUGUAGCACCAGAAAUACCAGCACUUGGCUCAUGGAGGAGCUGUAUUGAAGCUGUGAUUGAAGCAGCUGAACCUGAGGUGCUUCAUCCAGGAGACGUUGCUGAAUUCCGCAAAAAAGUGAUCAAAGACAGAGACUUGCUUGUAGUUGCACAUGAUCUCAUAAGAAAGAUGUCCCCACGCACAGGUGAUACCAAGCCCAACUUUUUCCAGGAUUGCUUAAUGGAGGUGUUUGAUAACUUGGAACAACAUAUUCAGAAUCCUGUUGUUCUACAGUCAGUCCUCAGGCUAAUGGAGAGAGCACUAUGGUCCUUCAACAACUAUGACAAUUUACUUGAGAUUUUUGGUCAGCAACAGGGUAAACCCAUGGAGUCUUUAGACCUGAAAGAUAAGGAUAAGUUCUUCAGCUGGGCAAGAGGUCAUAUAAAGUAUGGAGUUCUUCAUAUUCAUGGCUGUAUCGAGCCCUGUGGAAUGGUGUUGGUCCUUCAGGAUUAAAGAUUUACUCAAGACCCUGAAGUAAUGGAGGUUCUGCAGAACUUGUAUCUGACCAAAUCCUUCUUGUUUGUGGGCUGUGGAGAGACUCUAGUCAUGAUCAAAUAGUUCCAGGCUCUUUUUCUGUAUACUGUAAAGAACAAAGUAGAUUUAGAACAUUAUAUGUUGGUGGUUAAAGAAAAUGAAGACCAGUUUUUUAAACUCCAGGCAGAUAUGCUUCUGCGAAUAAAAGUAGUAUCCUAUGGAUGCUUUGAAUAUUUCCCGGAGUAUGCAGAUCUAACUGCUCAAAUCUGCAAGCAGAGGAGUCCAGAUGCUGAUCGAGUGAAUAGUACAACACUGUUGGAGACUUCAUGUGUGGACUGUGCAAAGAGAAAGUUAGGAGAAAAUGACUUGGAUCUUUCCAAGAGGGUGAAACAAUCAGAUAAUGUUGAUACCUCUGCUGUUGACCUGGGCAUUGUAAAGAAGUUCGAAACCCAAGUGCAAGGCAACUGCACAGGAGCGCCAGAGGGGGAAGCAGAGAGCUGGGCUCUCACUAUUCCAGAGAUUCUGUGACUUUCUCUACUUGGCAUUGACUAU
Gopherus evgoodei (Goodes thornscrub tortoise) is the source of this 1495-nucleotide messenger RNA. It is a transcript of the gene SIRAL2, whose product is annotated as family with sequence similarity 118 member A. The record is from RefSeq and is a predicted model, not a curated record. NCBI's taxonomy places the organism in Eukaryota, Metazoa, Chordata, Testudines, Testudinidae.